This is a messenger RNA of Acanthochromis polyacanthus (spiny chromis), 2875 nucleotides long. RefSeq names its product protein Z, vitamin K-dependent plasma glycoprotein a (gene proza). Gene Ontology annotation, cellular component: extracellular region. Gene Ontology annotation, biological process: blood coagulation; proteolysis. The coding region runs from base 198 to 1457 and encodes 419 amino acids. The record is from RefSeq and is a predicted model, not a curated record. Lineage: Eukaryota; Metazoa; Chordata; Actinopteri; Pomacentridae. The transcript is spliced from 9 exons. Gene Ontology annotation, molecular function: serine-type endopeptidase activity; calcium ion binding.
UCACAGCGCCUCCCAGUGGCUCUUCUUGGUCAUUACAGCAGUGAGUCUGUCGGUGGGCGGCUCAGCUCGGUGAUGCACAUCCGUUAUUCUGGAUCCUCAGGCCCGAUCAGAGGCAGGAGCAGCUGGGAGAGGCAGCAGGCAGGCCGGGAGGAGAACAAACCGGUUAAAUCAGAACCAGGAAACGCUUCAGCGGCGCCAUGAAUUCCUCGACAGCGUCCGCCGCUCUGCUGUGUCUGCUGGCCGGAGCCGUGGCUGCCGUCCAGAGCCCCGAGCCAGUGUUUCUGGAGAAGCAGCAGGCGAGCUCUCUGAUCCGUCAGAAGAGGAGUUCGGCCUCCACCCUGGAGCAGGCCUGCAUGGAGAAGGUCUGCAGCUACGAGGAGGCCAGAAGGUUCUUCCAGGACUCAUACCGUACGGAUAUCUUCUGGUCGGUCUACAUCGAUGGAGAUCAGUGUGCAGAAAACCCCUGUAAGAACGGAGCUAUGUGUUCGGACAGCGUCGGAGGCUAUGACUGCGUCUGCAAGUCGGGCUUCUCGGGGGUCCACUGUGAAAAAGACCAGACUGUGUGCACCCUGGAGAAGAACAAGGGCUGCUCCCAGUUCUGUAAACCGGGCUACCUGUCCUACGAGUGUUCCUGCGCCCGCGGGUGGAGGCUCAAGAGUUCAGACAAGAAUAUGUGCGAGGGUGCAGUCCAAUACCCCUGUGGCAGGGUGAACAGUCUGAGUCAGUGGAAUGACAGACUGGCCAAGAACAUGCGCAGCAACUUCGAAGGCCUCACCUGUAUGUCUUCAGAGUGUCCCUGGCAGGCUCUUCUGAAGAGCACAGAGUCGGACGGUUUCUGCAGCGGAGUCAUUCUGAAGGAGAACCUGGUCCUGACUUCAGCUCAGUGCGCCACCAAAUAUCCAUCCUUCAAGGUGGCUGUCGGUAAGCGCAGCACCACCUACACCAGCGAAGAGCAGACGCUGUAUGUGAAAGUGGUUAAAACUCAUCCUCGCUGGGUGGAAGGUCGCCCUGACAACGACCUGGCUGUGAUUGAGCUCCGCGACCGCAUCGUCUUCAAGAGAGAGGUGGUCGCCGCCUGUCUGCCGGAGAGAGACUUCGCCGAGAGCAUCCUGAUGUCAGGGGAGAAUCCAGCAAUGGUCACCGGCUGGAAGGUCCCUGAGCAGGAGUCUGCCUUCUCGGGUGCGCUGUCCCUCAACCAGCUGGCCUACGAGAAGCUGCCCAUGUGUCUGGAGACUCACCCCAACCUGAUGACCAAUAAAAUGGGCUGCACCGCGGCUCGCGCCAAUGCAGACUGCAAGAUGAGCUCCGGCAGCCCCCUGCUCACCCUCUACAGGGACGUCUUCUUCCUCACCGGGGUGCUGAGUCAGCCGCCGGGCGCCGACUGCACCAAAGGCUACAUCUUCCAGAAGGUGUCGCGCCACCUGGGCUGGCUGCAGCCGUUCAUGGGGUCCCGCUAGACCAGGGAUGUUGAGUUCGUCUCAGUUCAGGGGCCACUUAUGGCCCAGUUUGAUCCCAAGUGACCAGUUAAAUCACAGUAUAAUAACCUGGAAGUAACUCCAAAUCAUUCCCUUUGUUGUAGUGCAAAAUAGUACGUUCUGGAAAUGCUCACAUACACUACCAUUCAGAAGUUUGGGAUCACUUAGAAAUGUCCUUAUUUUUGAAAGAAAAGCAGUUUUUUUAAUGAAGAUAACAUUGAAUUAAUCAGAAAUACAGUCUAGAAAAGAUACAAAAAUGAAAAAAAGAAAGAUUCAAAAGGAAUUUAGGUGUGAGAAAAAUGUCAUUUCCAUUAACUUUUACUGAUGCGAAACUUCAGAAUGCACAUUAAAUAUGCUGUGGAAGAGGCUAUUGGCAACAUUGACAUUAGGCUGUAGAUGUCGGCUACAUAGUCGUGCUGGUGGUGCUGUAGGUCCCUUCCACCCUUAUUGUUAAUGUGUUAAAUGACUAUUCUAGCUGGAAAUGGCUGAUUUUUAAAGGAAUAUCUCCAUACAGGUACAGAGGAACAUUUCCAGCAACCAUCUCUCCUGUUUACUAAUGCUACAUUGUGUUAGCUAAUGGUGUUGAAAGGCUCGUUGAUGAUUAGAAAACCCUUGUGCAGUUAUGUUAGCACAUGAAAAAAAUUGGAAAACAUGAAAUUGUCUGGGCACCUCCAAACUUUUGAACGGUAGUGUAUCUUUUUAAAAGAGAUUAAUGAACAACCUGAAAUUUCUAAAGGAAAAUAAGUGCAAUUUCAACAAUAUUAAGCAUCAGUUUAUCAUUUAUAUGUGUGCAUUACAACUUAUGGAUCACAUUGUGUCUGCAGAGGCAAAGGACAAAUUUAAAAUUGCACUUCAUGUCUUCUCUGUAAUUUUUACACUUUGCAAACUCAUCCAGGCCAUAUGUUGGACACCCCUGAUAGAUGGUAGAUGGGCUGGUCAGGGCUUAUUUUUAGGAUAAUGCAGGUUCAUUUUAACGUUCUAAAACUGUAAGUCUGAUUUGAUUUUCUCAUGUCUAGCUCGAACUCGUCAUCUGUCUGUCUUUUAGGAAUAUCCAGAAUUAUGUAUUUAAGCAGCGUAUGCACUGUACCCUCCGUCUGUGCGCUGCCUUAUUUACCCACAAGGUGGCUCUGUGGUAACAUAAACAGAAAAGCUCUUACUGCAUGUAUUUAUAAAGCGGGUCGGAAGCAGCAAGAGAUGCGUGAAUUAUUCAGCAUGUGCUUUGUGGUGUGGACAUACCUUUUAAUAAUCUUUAAGUGAUGUUACUUUAGCUGUACUUCUUAACAUGCACCUUAAGACUCCUAUCAGUGUUCUAUGAAUGUAUUAAACCAUAAUACCACAUCUAAUGUCAGUAUUAAACCAUAAUACCACAUCUAAUGUCAAUAAUAAACCCUAAUACCACA